Molecule: messenger RNA, 374 nt
Organism: Paramecium octaurelia
Lineage: Eukaryota; Ciliophora; Oligohymenophorea; Peniculida; Parameciidae
Source: the annotation of a GenBank genome assembly
UAUAUAUAAUUAUGUAUCCAUUUAUUUACGAAUUGUGGUAUAUCAAUGUUGAUUCCAUGAAAACUAUCAUUUGGUACUAGAUUUGAAUUAUUAAAGCAAAGUAAAUCUGGAAACAUAGGUCCUAUAAUUUGAAAAGUAAUUAUUAUGCUUGAUUAUGUCGUUCUUUUCAAUCAUUAGCUAUGAGGAUUGAUGUUUAACUUGCUUAUAUACUAAAAGUAAUUUAAUCGAAUUAAUUCUUUAAAAAUGAUUUCUAGAUUGGUUUAAUCUCUUUCCAAGUAGUUAUGGGUAAGAAUCUUAUUCAGGAGGGCAUUUAACAAGAAAUUUCACCUAAAAAUAUCAUCUUUAUUAGCUCUAAACAAGUAUAAUACUCAUGA